GUCUCAUGUUGACAAGUCAUGAAUUACUGUCAAAAGUUAAUUUCAAUGUUGUCGUGUAUUCACCCAAGCGUGUCCAUGUAAUUUCCACGCGCUCGCCGUCAUGGGCUUCUGGCGAAACUUCAUUUAUUUCAAGGUUUUUGGCGUGAAACCCCGAACAGUUUGAACUCUCAGGAUUUCCGCAGCUCGACAGAAACACCAUCUUCCUCGGGAUCUAGAGCUUCAUGCGUUAACAACUGAACAAGCGAGUGGAAGGAAUUUUUAAUAUUGAAUGCACGCCACAAUCUAUCCGGCGCCUGUUGAAAACGAAAUGACUUUAACUUCUCGUUAAGACCAACAAGACCACUUCUACAACUUCCUAUUUACGCAAGGUAAGGAGAAAGAAAUUAUUGAGAAUGCAGUGUUGUUUUUAUCUCAUUUUCUGAACGUUUGUGCUCAUUACAAAGUCAAACUUUGUCUCGACGGUCAAACAAUCGUCCGGAUACUCGACGGAGCAGAAGAAUGAAUAAUUUCUUAAUUCGUUUUUCCGCACGUAGUCUUGUGGUUAAGUCCUAGCACCUUCGAUCUCUCUAGCAAAAACACUGUGUUAGUGCUUGACCGAUGUAAGAUGUUUUGACUUUCCUAACAUCCUUAUUUAAUGUUCAAUUCCCCUGCAGGGCUUGACGUCAAGGCGAAGGUAGCCGGCACGUUUUCUGAUCUACUCGAGUAGAAGGCAUAUUUUACUGCUGGAAAAUGGUUCUCGCAUUUCGUCGCCGGAGUGGUUUUCUCACCGUCUUUAUUCUUGCCGGAAUUUCUGCGAUUGAAUCUCAACAAUCUGGAGGUAGGUUUGUGUGGCAAACCUUACGUACAUCUGUAGACUGUGUUUCUUUUGUGCGUUUUAUGAAUGCAUUUUAUCAUCAUAGAAUUCAGACACUGAGACAGGUCAUGCCGCUUAAGAUUCUCAAUGAAAUGUUUGAUGAUGAGUAACGCGCCAAAGCAGAAUUUUAAUGUUAUAAACGAUGUACCCGUUUUAAGUCGAGUGAGACUCUCCACUGAUAGUCAAAAAUGUUCGAAUCUUUCCAAAGAAAAGUGUUAUAAUUUUAUGCGCAAAUUUUUGGUUCGCUUUUAAACCUUAUCGGCUCUUUGUUGCGUCUCAAAUUUUGUUAUCGUACACCGGUAAUUAUAACCAAGCCGCCAACGUCUUACUCGGCAGCAAUAAUAUUUAUUGAAAAAACUUAGACGUAUAUUUCCCAGCGUGAUUCUGACAAUCAUCCAACAGCGGGAUCCUUAAAGGGAACUAUCGAAAAUGAUUUCGAUUACCCAAUUUAUUUAUUUACACGGGUUAAUGAAAUAUCCCUAUAGAAAAACAAUUUAAUUUAAAAGUUUUAAAGAACGGCAUAGUGGAAAUUUAAGUUAUUGUGCUUUUCAUUAUCCAAAACUCUUGAUUCUUCGCUACAAUACUUCUUCGUGAACAUUCGAUCAACAAUGGGUUCGUUUGCAAAGCAGUACGUGAAAUUUCAAUGGCUUUGUUCAAUAUUGGUUUACAAUACAAACGGGUUGUUGUUGAAUUUUUACACUAUGAUGUAGCGGAGUAACCGGAAAGUUCGCACACAGAUCAAUUUAGAGGUACUGUCAGAAUCCAAGGCUUUUUGGUACAAGUUGCAUCUGAAAGAGCACGUACACAUUAUAUUUUCACAACAUGACCCCUAAUUAAAACGCAGAAAAAGAUACAAAUAGCACACAAGCCGGAAUUUCGCGGAAGUCAUAAUACAUUUUUUGCUUUGAUUUCAGCUCAAUUUCCUAGUUUAUUGCGAUAUUAGGAAACUGUUAUAUCAUUCCGUCGCCGUUUCGUUCUAAUCGUUUCGGCUAAUUCGCGGUAGUGGCGAAAACAAAAAAUUACAGGGAUGCGAUAUUCAACGAUCGAUUAGUCGAGUGAAAAGCUUAGUUAGUCGUUCAAUAAUGGUAAAUUUGCACUGUAUUUUUUUUAUUUGAACAAAAAGUUAGCUCUCAUCCCAUGUGACGUUUCAAAAAAAGCUUUAGACCAGAUCUUGCGGACGCCAGCAAUCGAAGUUAUCAAGAACUUUUUCAGCUGGAUUAGUUUUAGGAGGAAAAUUUGCAUAUCUUCAUCGAGCCCACUCUAAAAUGAUGCAUGGUCAUGAUUUGCCUCUAGCUACAGAGAAGAACCACUCAACUUGCGGUCACUUUUAUCUCGUGUUGUUCCAUUAAGGUGGUUGAAUCUUUAUUCACAAUAAAUGAUACAAGAUCACAGCCUGCAACAAACGUACAAGGUAUAUAAAUGUGUAAAUAAAUACUAAGAAAAGCCCUUUUAUGAAGGCUCUCUUAAAUCGGCCAUGUCCAACGUAAGUAGGAAAGUAAUUAUGGCCACCGUCACGUAAUCUCCUUUUCUUUGCGGGGAAGAGCUGAAGUUCAUGGAGGCUUAGAUAGGGAUCUUGGUGAUCUUCUCCCGCAGUGGUGGUCAUCCCUUUCAUGUUUUACUUUUUAUUUCCUUUCAAAAAUUGAAGAAUAACAAGUAAACGGACUGAUUAAAAAAUUGGUGUCGGUCCCUGUCUGUGAAGUAACAGAAGGAAAUGUUUAUCUCAGCUUGUCUACUUACUACAUUGAGCGAACUCACAGCAAAAUUGGCCACUUAGGAACGUCACCAUGCAUUAGUGGAGGAUCAGCGCGCAUGUGCGUGUGCGUCCUCAUCCAUCCCCACCCCCCCCCCCCUCUCCUCACCCCCCGCCAAAAAUUGUAGUCAAUGUAGUCAAUGUAGUCAACAGGGCUCAUGCCCAGUCACAAUUGUUCUUUCUAAGAGUAAUCUUGUCAAAGUGGGUAAUAUGUCCCGCAUGUCAUUGAAUUUGGUUAUUUUUAAAAUGGUCUGGGUCGACAUUGAUACACUUAAUGUUGUUAAUUUUAUGAACGCAAAAAAGCAUAAAUUAAACGCGAAAACAUCGAUGGCUGAAAAAACUCGUGCGACACCGGUUGACGUGUGUUCACUUCUAGUCUCCCUAAGAAUUGUGUGGAACUAAAGUAAUAUCAAAAGUACGAGUUAACUUUAAUUUACUGCUUAAUGCCCGUCACUUUUUUACUAGUUCUGUGUAAGGUAACACCGCUUGUUUCUUCCUUUUUUUGCGUCAGUAUGACGCCACGUUAAUUCCAGUUUUUGUCAGAACAUAAUUUAUCGUGUUGAUGACGCGUAGGCUCGGCCAAGAUUGAACACUGGCAAUGACACAGACCUUUAUGGUUACCGCUACAGAUUAAAUGCCGAUUAUUUUUUUCUGAGAAUUUAUUCGCUGGUAAGCACAGAAGAAAUAAGUGUUACUAAAAUUCUUACUUUGGCAUAACAAAUACUAUACGCAGUACAAUUUUUUCUCCAGACUUCAGAGAUAUUUUUUAUAAUAUUUUGUGCAGCAACUUUCAUCUUUGAAAAUAAAACUGAACGUUGUUGUGUAAACAUUUUCUAAUAUGGAGCCUUUUAUUCCUUUUGUCUAAAUGUUCUAGAUUACUAGCUGUGAAAAAACAACUUACUCAAAUUGACUUCUGCAAAAACCUGUUUUUUGAAAACCGGGAGCUCGCAGGGUGAAGGAAAAUGCAUGAUUUUCCUGGCUCCUCAUCCACUAUAAUUUUUAUUUUAAACGGGAUUCGUCAUGACUUGCGCACGAUCAUCAAGAAUCGAGAAAAAAGUGACACGAACGGGCCGUUUGCGGGCUUUGCUGUUGAGUUUUAUACUAUCUGUGACCAAAAACCCUGUGGUCGUCGACUUAUGCCGCCACACGCUCUGCUUCUCGUCAAUUACGAUGGGAAACAACACACUUAGAUGACGCCUAGUUGGCGAACACGUAGCGUGACAUAGCCCCUUUAACUAACAAUUCACGUCAAAAAUGGAGGUGCCCCUAAUAUUUCAGUGAUAAGAAGUAUAUAGGGCUAAAGUCAGUCUUUUCUCGUCCUUUGCAGUUGCGCCUGAUUUGAGGCAAUCGUCUCCUCCAAGGGUCGUGAAACCAGUAGGACAAGAGGAGGUGAAACUGGUGUGCUAUGUGAAAUACGCUCAAAACUACACUUGGUAUAAGAAUCAUAAAAAGAUUCAUCAGCCGGCUGAUCGAUAUGUUGUGAAAACUCCGCGGUAUUUGCGAAUAACGGACGUUCUUAAAUCGGACAGUGGAACGUUUGUUUGCAUUGCUUCCAACAAAUAUGGAACAGUAAAUUGCACAAUAAGGCUGAUUGUGGAAGGUAAGAGCUUGGAGGAAUUGAGUGCAAACUGAAAAUUUUCCCUUUAUUGAUGGGAGAAAGGAGUGGGAGAGAGAAAGAGAGAGUUAGUUGUGAGUAGGAAAAUCGUGUUAUUUGAAAACUUAUUCCGACUGUGUAAGUUAAAAAAUUAGGGAACCAAAGGGUAUAAAAAGCAAAUCAAUGUCUGAAUAGCGCAUAUGUUAAAUAUUGUUUGUGGCAGUGGAGGUUUUUUUUGAUAGAGGAUAGAUAUAAUGUAUUCCACAUGAUUUUUCUUUGCUCAGAUCCAACGGUUUCGCCUACAAAUGUCUCAGGAGGUACAGUUAAUUGAUAUGUUAUCAAACUUAAUAGCUCAUAAUUGUCUCAUAGAAAUUUUUGUAUGUGUGAUUAACCCUAUUUUUUACCUUGCUCAAGGCGUCCAGUUGGUAAAUCGGCGUGAAAUAGUCAACGACGCGAAUGGAGGUCGGGUUAGCGGAGUGAAAAAGCGUGGGAGGCUUGGGUCGGGUCACAUUGAAAAAGCGCGGGAGGUUUGAGUCGGGUCACACCGAAAAUGUGCGGGAGGCUUGAGUCGGGUCACAUGAAAAAGCGCGGGAGGUUUGAGUUGGGUCACACUGAAAAAGCGCGGGAGGUUCGGGUCGGGUCGCACAGGGAGGCGCGCGUCACUUUCCUUUACUAACUCCUUUGUACUCUGUUGGUGACGACUGAUCACCUCACCGUUCUCUUGGAAAACCAUGUGAUCCCCCCAAAAUCCUCCAAACCCCCCUUUCCCCCCCCCAUCCCGUUAGGCGAGAAAUAAUAACUGCUCGCCCUGCUUCUAUUUUACUUAUUUUUAUUUGUCACUUUUGACAGCCGUGAAGCCCCACUUUCUGUAUCCAGACAAAAUGGCGAAGGUCACGGCAAAAUUAGAAUAUAUGGAGGGAGACAAAUUCCAACUACUAUGUGACGCCAAAGGAACACCAACACCGACUGUCACGUGGUACAGGGGUAAAGAAAUAUAUCGUGGUUCUAGAUCUGACGAAACGAUAACACCAGGGCGUUAUCACUAUAUUAUAUAUUUCAACGGGGUGGAUGUCAAAGACGCAGGAAAUUACACGUGUGUUGUGAAAAACUCAUAUGGUACUUUGACUCAUUCAUACGUCUUUGACGUGAAGGGUAAGUGACAAAGACGGCGACGAUUUGUAAUAGAGGUUCGCGCUAACGAUCUGUCACAACCUCUCGUAAUCUCUAAUUUCCUACGUAGGAUCUGUGAAAAUAGGCUCGGUAGUGGUAACGAUAGUUUGAGGUAGACCUGUUACCAAUGUAAUGUUGGACGCAAUCGAUUAUUGAGUUGCGUUCGCUUUUUUGGAUAGGUCGAUUUAGUCACCCACUUAUAUGUGUCAAAUUGGCUUUGUUCCACACCGUAACUACCAAUGAUCAGGACGCGUGAGCGCGAAGGCGCGUGGGCGCGUGUUGCAUGUUUUUCUGGUCCAAGGAUCGAACAAAUUACAGUCGAACCUGUAUUAAGCAGUAAAGUAUUAAACAGUCACCCUGUAUUAAGCGGUCGGUUGUCAUAGACCCGAAUUUGUUUCCCCUUGAUCACUGUAAUUUUUACGUCUUUAAGUGGUCACCUCUCUUAAGCGGUCGUGGUCACCUUAGUGGAUCAAUAUCAGUAGCUGGGAACAGACCCUUAUAUAAAACUACCGUACAAUUUUAACAAAACACCCCCUAUAUAACUCGCCUUAAGCGGUCGUGGUCACCUUCGAGUAAGUCACAACGGCCUGCUUCUAUUAUCCUCCAGCUGUGUUGAACGGUCACUAAAGCGGAACUACUCAAAUAAGACUAAGAAUAUUAUUACAACUAAAAUUUAAUUACUUCUCUCCCGAAAUCAAUUUUUAAUAUCUUUGAGCCGGUUUUUGUACAUUAAGAGUUUAGUUAUGGCAUAUAACGGCGUUUUUUAUAGUGUUCCUUUUCUGUGGAACCUGUAUUAAAGUGGUCAACCAGUACCAAGCGGUUACCAUUCCCCGUGGGUGACUGCUUAAUGGAGGUUUUACUGUAUAUGCCAGGAAUGGGUUUUAACGGUCCGAGCUUUUGACCAGUUUCUUGGAUUCAUGCCUACGCAUGCGCCAGUCGUAAUUUAGCCCCCCUUACCUGAUUUAACUUUAUGCUCAGGAAUGCGGUUUAACUUGCGGUAUCCGCGAUUGCCGUGAGAUGUUCACAUCUAUGCUAGUACCCAUUUCAUUGGUCGACGAUUCAAUUGAUAUGAUAGAAAUAGCCGAGUCUACUUCGGUGGGAUAUGCUUUAACCUGUAAAACGAUUUUCCUUACCAUAGGCCGUCAUAAAAAUGAAACAUUGCAUGACAAGAAAGUCUCUACCGGAUUGUGUUUUGACCUUUAUCUGGCAUUUACUCUGUUUUGUCUUUUUUCAUAGAGAAAAUUCGAAGUUUUCCUCAGAUCUUAUCUAUUUGGGAACAGAAAAAACCUGAAUAUGCUGGAACCGAUUUGCAGAUGCACGCCAUUGUCCUUUCCAAGGAUGAGAAUACGAAAUUCUUUUGGUAUUUCAGCAAAAGCUUUUUUCCAGAUGAAACCAAUCUAGGCACUUUAAUCAACCAAACUUUGUCUGAAAGUCGUCUGGAGACGCCGCUUAGUAGCGGUGUAUCGUGGCUAAAAUGGAAGGUAGUCCUGAAUUUGAAAAAUCUUUCUGUGGCUGAUUCGGGUUCAUAUUCGUGCCAGGCUGAAAAUAUCGUUGGAACCGUUCAACGUCAGACCCCGCUUAAUGUGACUACAAGGCCCAUUACACCAUCUCCUUCAGGUAGGAAGUGAUUGAGUAAGCAUGCUGAGGCAAAUGGAUUAUGUUACUUCAGAAACCCACUCCAGACUAUCUGUUAGCCCUUUUCACUCCUAAAAUCUCAUUAGUGAUUCUCCCUUCUGUCUGACAUACAGCUCCUACUCUCAUCACUUUUCUUCUUGGUACUGUGUUGAUAUUGAGAGGAGAAAUUCUGUCUUGCUUACUCAUGGAAGGUAAAGGGUUAAAAAGGGUUUGGGAGCGGCAAGGGAGAUAUAGAAGAUAAAGAACCAAUAUUCAGUGGGCGAUAUGGUGGUACGUGCUCUGGUUUGCGGGCUCGAAUUUUUGUACCCCCAAUCCGAAAAUGUGUGACCCCAUUCAAGUAACUUAAUUGAAAAUGAAUUCAAUCAAUUUUUUACCACCAUUGGCUGCGCCUCGUGAGUCCACAACACUUUUACUACUGCGAUUUUCAUUGUUUUUCAUAAUCAACGAGGAUUUUAUAAUGUCAUUCUCAGGUACACCGUCAGUCACAACUCGACCAGAUACAGAAAGUGCUGCUCCAGUAAGUGAUGUAUCAGGUCCCCCUCCGAUUUUAAGUCCAUUGGAGAUUACUCUUUUCGGUGUCGGCGCUUUUAUCUUCAUACUGUUAUUGAUCAUCUGUGCAGUUGUCUAUUGUGUGCGCUUGAGAAAGCGUAAGAAGGGUCGCAACUUAGAUGUAAAAUACGACGCCGUAACAGAAGGUGCUGUCAUCGAACCACAACGCUUCGUUCCAAGAACAGCGUCUGUUUCUUCUACAGCCUCAGCGCUUUCCUUAAUGCGUCAAAGGAGCUUUCGCAGUCGCCUGGAAUCGAGGUUAACACAGGUGAGGGUUAGAUAAAAGACACUUUCUGGUGGUCUUCUGCCGCCUGUGAGACCUCUUACCGCCGUCUGUUUAGCCAUCGAGUAGGUUUUCGUGUUUGGGUUUCACCAUGCCACACUAUCAAAGAUGCUUAACUGUCAACUUCCCUCCCCCUUCCCCCCGUGUUAGGCAAAGCGCAUAACAUUUCCUUUAUAGUCUUCUACUUCUUGGGUGGACCUCAAAUUUUUCUUCCGAGCAAUAAUGAUAUUUAAGGACAAGCAACACUCCGCCUAGUACACCAUCGACAGCUGCCCACGGAAAAAGUUAUCGACAACUGAAAUUUGUACUUAAGCUUCACAUUUUCACUUGGUGUGAGCUCAUUUUGUGUUGUUUUGGAUGCACAUGUUCUCCUCUUUUUCCCACCCCAUUUAUACCUAGUUGUCUAUUUUUCUCUGUAUUAUGGUUAGGUGUCGGACAUCGAAGUGCCAUAUGAAGAAGCUUGGGAGAUUGACAGAUUCUCGUUGGUUCUCUCUGACAUACUCGGUGAAGGAGCAUUUGGACGAGUUAUCAGAGCAGAUGCUCUUGGCCUAGGUUGUACUGUAGCUGUGAAAAUGCUUAAAGGUAAGUGAAGGGACCUGUUUUGAGGCUACACUUAGUCACGCUGGUUUUUUGUGAGCCCCCUUUACCGCGCAAGUCAAAGUACAUAACAUUUCUUUUAUAUAAUUCUUCUACUUGCGUGCAUUUCAUUUCCGAGCAAUGAUGCGACGUAAGGGCAAGCUAAACUCAUUUUGGUAAUCAUAGAGCUUACAACGGUGUGAUGCUUAUCUUGAUAUAAGAAUUACCAAUAACUGUUUUGUGAUCUUUUGUUAUGAUUUGCAGAGGAUGCGACGGAUCAGGAAUUGAUGGACUUGGUGUCGGAAAUGAAAGUGAUGAAGACAAUAGGAAAACAUAAAAAUAUCAUCAACUUAUUGGGAGUGUGUACACAGGAAGGUAAUUUUCUCCUUUGGUUAGGCCUUUUCACCCGAACAUCAGUAUGCAUAUUCUCCAUACCGUUCUCUAUACAUUUCCUAUGGUGCUGGCAAAGAAAAUUUGUUCAACGAUCAAGAAUCUCUUUACUCGGUGAUCUUUCCCUAUAUUUUUGUGACCGUAAUGUUUGACUCAAGAGUGGUAUUGGAAGGAGAAACUUGAUGUUAGACACUCUAAGGGGUUGGUGGGUCAAGAGAUGAAAUUCUUUUUUUUUUUCUUUGAAUCAUGUCGUGAAGUAACCAUGCAUAAACCCACGCACUCUUCAAGACAUGUCUUUCACUAUAAUUGAUCUAUAUUGAUCUGACAUAAUCUGUUACCAUCUUUUCUUCCUUGCGCUGGUUACGUUGCUUGUCAGUAUGUUUGAUAUCAACCAUAUCGUCACGUAGGAGAGGAACUUACUUGUCGCUUAACCUUGCAUCAUUUGUUUUGCUUUCCAGGUCCCUUAUUUGUUGUGGUAGAAUUCGCGGCUCAUGGCAACCUUCGGCAGUUCCUUCAAGAGAGGAGACCUGGGUUGGAGUACCAUAAUGAGGCUGAUAGCCUCUCUCCAGAGCAACUUACUCUUCAAGAUCUUAUGUCUUAUUGUUAUCAAGUAGCAAAAGGAAUGGAAUUUCUGUCAUCCAGAAAGGUGAACAACAAUAAUCUUGCUUGUUUAAUUACGUUUUCACGGAAACGAAACAAGGUGCUGAUCCGUUGUUAUAUUUUCGGGUUUUUGUAUGCUACUUCACAUGCUAUGUGACUGAUUUGUCUGAUCGCAUAACUUCCGAACGGAAUAUGCUUUAGAUUUGAUUAAGAACAACCUCCCUCCCAAGGGCUCUAUCCUUAAUUUUCUCGUCACGAUCGUGAGAGUAAUCCGGGAUUGAAUUGGUUUUGCUUUCCUUUACUCUGUGAUUGGUCCAGAAAACUCUCGCCGCUCUCUCAACCAAUCAGAUGCACAACUAACGUCAAUUGCGACUUGGUCGCCCACGUUCUCUCGCGUUUUAUGCGAUUUGCUUGUUUUCACUUUGAGUUCUCAUUGGCUCGGCGUUAUUUCUUACUUGUGAUUGGCCUUUGAAAUUACUUUGGUUCUGGUUUUACGACACUCCAUCGAAAAGAGCUCCAUACCAUUAUAUGAAAAAUAACUCACUACUUGAAUUUUUUGGUCUUUUGUAGUGCAUUCACAGAGAUUUGGCAGCAAGAAAUAUUUUGGUGGCCCAAGACUACGUCAUAAAAAUUGCUGAUUUUGGUCUAGCGAGGAACGUGAGAGACGAUGAUUAUUAUCGGAAAACAACAGACGUAAGAUUAUAGAUAGCAAAGAACAAAUAUUUAAUGUCUUAGUGAUAUUGCCGAAACAUGAUCGAGCACUUAUCAAGCCGAAAAUGCGUCAGAAGAAAGUACGAGCUGUCUUGAUUGGGUAUCUUCUAUAACGCAAAUCACUCGAAGACAGAAUGUUUCAACUCGGAUGGAAAUAUUGUAUGUGCAUCAUGGAAAACCGACUUGUCAAUGUUGGUAGCUCGUGCAAACGCUUGCAGAAAUUUCGUGACCAAAGAUUGUUGUUGGAUGUUGUUGUGUAAGGUAUUAUUGCUUCAAACAUUAUAGCCAGCAUUUCUUUCGUUUUGUGGUCAUCGGAAACCAUUUGUAAGCUUCCACCCGUGCAGCCCAACAACAGCUGCUAGAUUCUCAGGUUGUUGAAACGUCAGUGGACAGUGGACAGACAGUCAGUCACAGACAACAGCGCAGACCUCACCCCAGAUGAUCAUAAUACAGAAUCUAUGGCUAACCGUUGAUAUUGGCACCGAGUUGUCUUAUUGUUAACUGAGCACUUUCCACAAAGGAUACAGUUCAUUCGGUCCUAAUAAGACUUUUAUUAUAUAUAUCCUGGGUUCUCUUGUGAUUAUCUCUUCUAGCAAUUGUUUUUAGACCUAAAAAAUGCAUAGAUCAUCACUUUACUUGCAGCUAGUGUUCAACCUCAAGAUGUGGUUUAUUAUCCAUAAACACGGGGAAAUGUUUUACACGUUCGUAUAUUCUCCCUACUAUCCUUUCUUAGGGAAGACUUCCAGUCAAGUGGAUGGCGCUUGAGGCAUUGAUCGAUAGAGUUUAUACCACGAAAAGUGAUGUGUAAGAAUAAUUUACUUUGAUGUUACUGUGAUACUGUUUUUUUUUUUUUAUGAAACUGCCAUCUUUUCAUGCUGUGUCAGUUCGACGUUGCUACACUUCUUGUCCAAGCUUGCAUGUUAUUUCUCUUUUGCUGGUGUUUCAACCUGAUGUAACUUCUCUUAGAUUUAAUUGAUGGUUUUCAAGCUGUACUUUAUAUGAUGUGCUUGAUCCCGAAAAAUUAGCUCGGGAUACUUCAGCUCUAUAGUAGCCAAAAAUUAAUGUAAAAUUUCAUUUCUUUGUUUAGAUGGUCGUUUGGAGUGCUAGUAUGGGAAAUUGUUACUUUUGGUAAGUGAAUGGUACUUUGUCUUAUUUAUGAAUUUUUAUCCUUUGCAUAAUCUAUCUUGACAUUGACAUCAACACUGACAUCAACAUUGACAAUGACAUUGACAAUGACAUUGACAAUGAUGGUGACAAUAACUUUGACAAUGAUGGUGACAAUAACUUUGACAAUGAUGGUGACAAUGACAUUGAAAGUGAUGGUGACGAUGAUAUUGACACUGGCAAUAACAUUGACAAUGAUGGUGACAAUGACAUUGACUGUGAUGGUGACAAUGACAUUGACUGUGAUGGUGACAAUGACAUCGACACUGACGAUAACAUUGACAAAGAUGGUGGCAAUGACAUUGACACUGACAAUAACAUUGACAAUGAUGGUGACAAUGACACUGACAAUAACAUUGACAAUGAUGGUGACAAUGACGUUGACACUGACAAUAACAUUGGCAGUGAUGAUGACAAUGACAUUGACAAUGAUGGUGACGACAACAUGGACAAUGAUGGUGAUAAUGACAUUGACAAUCACAAUGACAGUGACAGUGUUGAUGAGGAUGAUGAUGAUGAUGAACGUGUAUAGCUUAAUUCAACAUUUGUUUAAGUGAAGUAAAGAUGUGACGGUUAAAGGAAUAGAAUGAAAUCCUUCAUCAUUCAUUUGCCAUAUACGCGUUGCGUAUGUUUAUAUGACCCUUUUGAUGCCCACUGAUGGCCACGUCAACUUGGAUUUCUGGAUAUUCAUAACUUCUUUACACACCACUAGCCAAUCACCUUUGGUUGAUCACUCAUUCCACUUCUGUUAUUCUUUCUUAUCAACUUGUUUAAGGGGGCUCUCCAUAUCCUGGUAUUCCCGUGGAAAAUCUUUAUGGACUGCUCAAGUCAGGUUACAGGAUGAAACGUCCCAUCAAUUGCGACAGGGAACUGUAAGUGAGAUUGACCUCCUUCUUCAGAAGCGCUAGUUAUGUCUUGUCACUGCUUCAGUUCCUCUAAGAAGAGGUUCGAAUUAAAUCACAUGAUAAUGUUUCUAAGGCUCUUUUUAGGUAAAUUGUAACGUCAGGCAAAGUUGGGAAGGCUAAAUGGAGAACAAAAUUUUAGAAGAAUUUACCGGAUUGACUCUUAAAACGAUUACGUGUAUUAACCUCUCGUUAUUUAUGUAUUUAUUUUUUUUCUUAUUCUGUUUUGUCAUAUAUUUAUUUGUUGUUGUUGCACUCACAUACGCAUAUAGGUAAUUUAUGACGUAUUGUGUGUUUGAUAGUGCCUGUGAAGUAGUGUUUUUUGCGAGUGUUACCCGUGCAUUGUUAUUAAGUUAACAUGCUCCACGUAAUUUCAUUACUGGAUUUAAUAUGAGUUUUUCAAGUGUAAAAUAGUAAUGUAAGUACAGUUAGUAUCGUAUGUAAUCUUUUAUUCUGCUGGGUCUAGUGGUGCGAGUAAAAUUGAGUUAAGAAAAACUUCAUUAUCGUUAUUAUUGCAAACUUAUCUUUGUCAACACAGAUCAACUCACUUUCUCGUUGUAUUUUCUUCUCCUUAGGUAUCAGCUUAUGCUAAAUUGUUGGAAUGAAUUUGCUGAUAAAAGACCGACGUUUCCGGAACUUGUCCACGAAUUCGAUCAGAUGAUAUCGAUGCUGUCAGACAAGGUAGAUUGUAUUAAUACCUGACUCAGAAAUAGUACUCUGAAGAAAUGUCCCCCCCUCUUCUCCCCCACUCACCUAUGCCCAUGCAAUUACAAUACAAUUUUAAAGAAAUUCGGAUUAUAAUCUCGUUUCUUACAAUGCCCUGUUCACUGUUUCAAGGAAAAAAGCCAGUUUUACCAUCUUGUGAGAGACUUGAAUGCGUACUGGUUAAAUUAAAACAUGCCACAUAAAUGAUCGCCAUGCGUGUGAUCGAGCUGGUGAUCAUGUUAUUUUGGUUAAAGGCUUAAGUCUUUCUCCAAGCAUAGUAGGUUUAUCCGUCUAGCCAACUCUUUUUUCAGUUCAUCAGGGGGCCAACGAUUUUAAUCCAUACUACGUUUUGAAUUGAUUAGUAACGCGGAAAAUCCACUUAAGUAUUGGUCACGAUUCGCUUCCAUCCAUUUAUCAUCCUGCAAGAGUUAAAGCUCUUUGAAUACGAAGUGUUUUUCCGUCAAAGCAACACAGUAACCAACAUACUCGAAACUGGCCGGCCCAAUUCGUGACUAGGCACCGUCUAGCCUUUUGAGUCCCUUGGUCAAUAAGACAUAUUCCUGACAUUGUCGGCUUAAGUAUCAAACAAAACUCCAAAACGAAUCUCUUGUCUUAAAAAUUGCCUUGCUCCCCCAUAGGAAUAUCUUGACCUUCAACCGCCACUUGUGAGUCCAUUGACUCCCAAAACCCCUUCGUCUUCCGAAGAAGACAACGUUUUCGGAAGUUCAGAGCACGUGUCUAAAAGUAGCAACAGUUUGAAUUGUGAUGACGGGGAAGGAUACCAAGAUGACGUUCACGAUGAAGAACACACGCCUGACAGUGAUGGAUACGCAGAUAUACGUCAUAACCUUGACAGUGAACCCUUUUUAGCCACCGGUGAAAGCAAAACCUCAUUGGCGUCUCACUCAUCGUCUCUUUUUGCGAAAAGGAAACUAGACCAGCUUAAUGGUAGCAUUGUAUCGCUUUCCUCUCAGCUGAGCAAACAAUUUCGUGGCACAGGAGAAAACGAGGAUGAUAGCAAAGAGGAAAAUAUUGGGCUUUUGGACGAAGACUUGGAUCAAGCAAGUGACGAUGCCUUCGAGGUGAAUGAUCCGAAAGCCGCACGUGAAGAAUCCAGUGACAAGUGCGCGUCAGAAAAACUGGGAAAUAGUGUUACCAUGGAAACUGAUGCGCCGUCAAGACAGGUAGAUCCCUCUGUCUUAAUUCACAAAAGACAACAAGAAAAAAAGACUCCUCAAAGGAGGCCUUCUCAGCAGACUGAGGUCUAAACAAGAACAUUUUAUGCGGUUGGUUCAAGUUUUGACCCAUUCCAUGUCCUUUAUUUGUGACUGGGCUCGUCCAUAAAAUGAACCAUCUUACGUGAAUCGAAAGGGUUGCUUCCGGUCCUCGAAUGCGUUCAUGUGGGUACAGUCGUCUUUCGCUGCCAUCGUCGAGGCGUUGAUGUCAAGAUUAUAGGCUUCUUUUAGUUGUGUCACGUCGUUUAGCAAGAUGGUGUUUCACUGCGUAACCAGUGAUGUUACUAGCGACUGAGAUAUCAAUGUAGUAUCAAAAGUAUCUUUCGUAUUAGCGUUUGACGUUUAACGUCGGUUAUUUAUGGAAUAACUUAAAAGUUUCUCUAUAAGUCAAAGCAAUCAAUACGCAAUCCUUCGCCUUCUUGGUUCCUGACCCAAAUUGUUCCAUAUCAUAAUUUCUUAUGCAAAUUCCUGACCAGACUCAACGAUACCAUUUCUUGGGAGACAAAAAAUCAGGGUCUAAACUACUCAGUGGGUGGGUAGUGGGAUUCUGGAGAAGUUACGAGCUCGCACAAGCGAUUAUUUUGUGACAAAGUUAACAGCAUGUUAACUACCAAAAAAGAGAAAGAGCUCGCCUUUUUAUCGUUGUUGCUCAAGAGUGUUCGUGAUUCCGAUUUAGAAACCUUUCACCAAACUUUCACAGGAUCAUUGUUUUGGAUGAAAAGUUAAGCUCUGUUGUUUAUUUUUCCAACCGUGGGAAAUAUUUUAGAUCACACUGGUAAAACUCUCUCUACGAUAUUUAGUGGGAAAUGGAUUUUUAUAUUCAAAGUGAGCAGGUGAAUUAGAGUAUACUCGUCUUGCUCGACGAUUAAAACAAUGUUGAACUAAACCAAAAACUGGGAAAUGUUCGAGGGAAGCAAGUAAAUUCCAUUGUUUUGUUUAAAAACAGGAAAAUUUGCAGUAGAAGAUAAAAGUGGAAAAAUUAUAUUCGAAAUGAAUACUUUAUUAAGCGCAAUCUGCUUUUUUUUUUGUUUCUUUUCAAAAGAUAUUUUAAAAUUUUUUUGAAAUUUUUCGGAAUUUAAUUGUAAAAAGUCUCAUUUCAUUCGUGCACUAGACAAUAAUGUACAAGUAGAAUGUUUGUGAACAGAGAAAAACUUCUGUAGAUAUGUUCUUGUUGCCCUGCAUGAAUGCUUCUUCGGUGAAAUAUUAAUUUUGUAAGUAAUGAAAAAAAAAGCGAUCAUCGGGAAUCGAUAAAAAUGAAGAAGUAAGAUCCUAUUUGAGAAUAAAAGUUACUGUUCUGUGAAGACCAAUGAUUUAAUUCAUUCUUAGUUAGUGAAGAUUUGUGUUGAGUAACGUUUCCACAAAGAAUUAAUCAGGUGUUGAAAGGUUUGAAAUCCAAAUCCUGAACCCAUACACAGCAAGUUUAUCCUGAAAAAAAAAGUCGAAUUUGCCACAGUGGUGUGCGCUCUUUUUUAUGCAGCUGAUUGCCCAUGGCGGGCGAUUUAUAUUUGGAAAUAAACUACGGCAAUUAAGAUCGGCUCGAUUAAACUAACGAAUAG
Pocillopora meandrina is the source of this 15673-nucleotide messenger RNA. The record is from the annotation of a GenBank genome assembly. Lineage: Eukaryota; Metazoa; Cnidaria; Anthozoa; Scleractinia; Pocilloporidae.